AUGAACGACUUUGAACGCGUCGGCCGUAACCUCGUCCGCACAUUCUACGACCCUCCACCGACCAACGAUUCCAACGAACCGAUAUGGCUGCUCGGCCAACGGUACGACCCACAACCGCCCCCACCGCAGCCUUCUCCACAUGAUACUCCCAUCAGCCAUAGCCCUACGCUUCCUGCUGAGCGGACGGAGGACGAGAGUUGGAUCCGUACCAGUAUAGACGAGCAAGAGCGCAAGGAGUCACCAAAUGGCCAGGAUCCCGCGCAGUACGGCAAUUGGCCUUCUGCCUUUCUCGACGACUUCGAGUCACGAAUAUGGAUGACGUACCGCUCAGGCUUCCCUGUCAUCCAGAAGAGCCAGGACCCCAAGGCGACAAGUGCCAUGAGCUUCAGAGUACGCAUGCAGAAUCUUGCGUCCCCGGGAUUCACGUCGGACACGGGCUUUGGCUGCAUGAUCAGAAGCGGACAGUGCAUACUCGCGAAUGCGCUCCAGACACUACGACUGGGCAGGGACUGGAGAUAUCAAGACGAUCCUACAGCACAGGAGCACUGCAAUAUACUUUCCCUAUUUGCAGAUGACCCACAGGCACCCUUCUCAAUACAUCGCUUCGUCGAACACGGCGCUGCUGUAUGCGGCAAGUACCCUGGAGAAUGGUUCGGUCCUUCGGCUGCUGCCCGCUGCAUCCAGGAUCUUGUCCACAAGUACAAGGAGGCUGGCUUGCGAGUCUAUGUGUCUGGCGACGGGGCAGACGUCUACGAGGACAAAUUGAAGCAGGUGGCGGUGGAAGAGGAUGGAGAGUGGAUACCAACCUUGAUUCUAGUGGGCACGCGACUGGGUAUUGACAAAAUCACGCCCGUUUACUGGGAGGCACUGAAAGCGAGUCUACAAAUGAAGCAGAGCAUGGGUAUCGCCGGCGGCCGACCGUCAGCCUCGCACUACUUCGUUGCAACCCAAGCGAACCACUUCUUCUACCUCGACCCUCACAGUACCCGACCCCACCUACCCUACCGCCCUCCAACCUCUUCCGACGAGACCACCACACAGCUAGCCUCGUCCAUCACAUCCACCUCCUCAUCGACAACCAUCGUCCCGUCCGCCUCCUCCCUUCCCCCUAGAUCUCCACCCGAGCCAUCGACGUACACCCUGGACGACAUUUCAAGCUGCCAUACGCGCCGCAUCCGACGCUUGCAAAUCCGCGAAAUGGAUCCAAGCAUGCUCCUCGCCUUUCUUGUAACGUCGCAAGAAGAUUACGAGAAGUGGAAGGAUGGCAUCAGAAGCGUGCAGGGCAAGUCUGUGGUCCAUGUGCAGGAUUGUGAGCCACCGCCUAGGGGACAGGAGAGGGAGGGCGCAAUUGACGAGGUCGAGAGUUGGGAUGAGGACGGGGAGGUGUAG
Messenger RNA from Plenodomus lingam JN3, 1389 nucleotides. RefSeq names its product Cysteine protease atg4 (gene ATG4). Gene Ontology annotation, molecular function: protein-phosphatidylethanolamide deconjugating activity. The record is from RefSeq and is a predicted model, not a curated record. NCBI's taxonomy places the organism in Eukaryota, Fungi, Ascomycota, Dothideomycetes, Pleosporales, Leptosphaeriaceae.